GCCACGACCUAUCCAGUGACCCGCGGCCAUAUUGGAGGUCACGCUUCGCCAUUGUUUGUUGACAUAAUAUUGUCCGAUAAUUGCCUGGUAUUUUCUAACAAAUGAAUGAGCAAAUAUGGAAAAAAAGACGCCCCGAAGCGAAGUGACGUAUCGUGACACACUGGACACUAUUUCAAAACAGAGAUACGACAAUAAGUUGGCUUUGAUUGGAAAUGAAGACCCGUACACUCUACCAAAGGAAAGAUGGUCACAGGAUGUUGACAAGUGGGCGGGCGUAACGUACCCUGACAUUUCGUUCUUUUUGUUAUACACAGCAAGUGCAUACACCCACGAGGAAAUAAAAUCUUACAAAGGAUUGGCUGCGUACAACCAGUUUGUCAACGGAUGGGUUCGGGAUGUUAAAGUUUGUGAAAUCAAUGGCGUCUGUCUACACACUGCACGGGUGAUGCAUUCACAGCGUCUGAACGAAAAACCUUUGGCACCAUGGGUGAUCAUCCAAACUGAUGGAAAAGUUUUAGCUGCACACUGUAACUGCAUGGCUGGAUUGGGAGAGGCAUGUACACAUAUCGCUGCAAUGUUGUUUUCAAUUGAAGCUACAUUUAAAGUCAGACAGGCAAGAACUGUCACAGAAACAAAAGCGUACUGGCUUCCAGCAUCAGUGAAAGGUGUAAAAUAUGCAAAAAUUAAAGACAUAGAUUUUACAUCUGCAAAGUCAAAGAAGAAGAAUUUGGAUGCACAGUUCAGUGACACACCAUCAUCCAAAAGAGGGAUUAUGCAACACAAACAGGUGGAACCGCCUACUGAUGAGGAAAUCAGGGGUUUCCUGCAGAAACUCAGCCAAACAGGGGCUCAGUCUGCAAUAUUGACUGUAAAGCAAGCGUUCCAGGCACCAUUUGUUCCAAAAGUGUUGGAUGAACAGUUUCCCAAGAUGUUGACUGAACUGUUGAGACAGGACAUGCUUCAGUCAUCAUUUAGUGAUAUCCUAAAAUAUUGUGAGGACAUUAAUGUCAAAGUUUCGAAGGAGGAAGCUGAAAGUGUUGAGAAAGCAACCAGACAGCAGGCACAAAGUAAACUGUGGAACCGCUUCAGAAGUGGUAGAAUAACUGCAUCUCGGAUGUAUUCUGUAUGCCACAGCAGCCCUGCAGCCCCUUCGGAAAGCCUUAUCAAAGCGGUAUGUAAUCCUGAGUCAGCAAAAUUUACCUCGACUGCAACAUCUUGGGGAUGUACUCAUGAAAAGGUUGCCAGGGAAACCUAUAAUGAAGCAUUACAAACUCUUCAUGACAACUUUGCGGUUGAGGCAGUUGGACUAACUUUAAAUCCAGACUUCCCCUUAUUUGGAGCCUCACCUGAUGGAACUGUGUCAUGUGAUUGCUGUGGAGAAGGAGUUGUGGAAAUCAAAUGCCCAUACUGUGUACGUUCGUCAAGCCUUGAUAUGUAUACUGGAGCAUCUUCAUGUCUUGAAGAAACAGAUGGUGAACGUAAAACAUUAAAGAAAAAACAUCCAUACUACUAUCAGGUACAGACUCAGAUACAUUUAUGUGGGAAAGAAUAUGCAGACUUUGUUGUGUGGACUGAGAGAGAAGUACACAUUGAAAGAAUUGAACCGGACAAUGAACUGUGGGAGGAAAUUAAAGAGAAGGCAGCUAGCUUCCAUGCCAUGGCUAUCAUGCCAGAGUUAGUUGGAAAAUUCUACUCCCGAAUAAACACAGCACCAUUGCUGUCAUUGAGAAAUGAUGGAGAAUCAAACCUCGCUGAUGCAAACAGACAGGACAUAUAUUGCUUCUGUCAGCAAGGGGAAACUGAUACGAUGGUAGCAUGUGACAACCAGAACUGCAAUUAUCCGUGGUUUCAUUUGUCAUGCCUUAAGCUGACAAAGUCGAAACUUCCUAAAGGAAAGUGGUUUUGUCCUGACUGUUCGCGUUUACCAGGAAACCGCAGGAAGAAGGGUGUAACAAAGAAAAGGAAAGAACAAUGACUUAAUUCAGUAUCAUUUUCAACAUAUUGAUGACGUCAGACAAAGCCUUUUUUCAUCAGCUCAGUAUCCAUAUUAUAAAGACUAUAAUAUACUAUAGAUAGUGAUACUAGUAUCAAUGUGUAAUUGCUUGUGCUUGAUUAAGUUAUUAUGGGAUUAAUUUUAUGAUAUGUAAUUACUGAUAAUAUAUAUGUAAUGAGAAUAUGUGUUCUCUCUAUAACUAGUGUGUAAGCCAUUCACAACAAACACUUGGGUUAUACUUUGUCAAAAGAUACUUGGUUAUUUUUGAAGGAUGAUUAAAGGCAUUCAGAAAAAAAAGAACUUUGUGGUUGUUUCUAUUAAUGUUGAUUAAAUAUAACCAAAUAAG
Molecule: messenger RNA, 2339 nt
Organism: Pecten maximus
Lineage: Eukaryota; Metazoa; Mollusca; Bivalvia; Pectinida; Pectinidae
Exons: 2
Coding region: 116-1975 (619 amino acids)
Molecular function (GO): zinc ion binding
Source: RefSeq, a predicted model, not a curated record